Pyricularia oryzae 70-15 is the source of this 201-nucleotide messenger RNA. RefSeq lists its product as uncharacterized. The record is from RefSeq and is a predicted model, not a curated record. The coding region runs from base 1 to 201 and encodes 66 amino acids. The transcript is spliced from 2 exons. Lineage: Eukaryota; Fungi; Ascomycota; Sordariomycetes; Magnaporthales; Pyriculariaceae.
AUGAAUUGGAAUCCUUUCUAUUUUACGUGCGCAUUUAUUCUUUGCUUUGCAAGUGGUGUAGGUGGUGUAGGUGGUGCAGGUGGUGCAGGUGGUGCAGGUGGUGCAGGUGGUGCAGGUGGUGCAGGUGGUGCAGGUGGUGCAGGUGGUGCAGGUGGUGCAGGUGGUCACUGUGAGCUUAUCUAUUCAUCUGAUAUAAGUUAA